AGAACUACUAGAAAUUUUGCAGUCGCGUUCGUUCGUUGUGCGUGUGCGAAAAUUGAACUGGAAAACGCUUAUAAACCUACGUAGAAUUUAUUCGUGGGGGUCAGUAUCUGGCCGAAUAAAUUCAUCUUUCACCGGACUUUCCGGGUUGGGUGGAGUACAGGCUCGAGAAGAAAGAACCGAAUGUGAAAAUGUCUGGCGAUUGAUCGCCCCACCGGAGGAGGCAAACCUGCUGCUGCAAUGGUACGAAUCUCUGCUCGUAUGUGUGGUAUGCGAAAUACGUAGAAUAGUGCUCUUAUUUUUAUGUCUGCUGCUUGACCGUCUGGAAUGGAUACAUGAGAUAAUAAAUUUCAUCACAAGAGAAAAAGGUUGACAAGCAGUGCGAUUCGUUUAUUGAAAAUUGCUUAAUCGACAAAGAAAUUAUCAGGACUCAUCUGGUGUUCCGCAAUCACGUCUUUGGUCUAUUGUGAGUGUGAGUUGACCCAUGUUCACUCCUUUUUGCCUUCAAAACGGUGUGAAGUUGUGUGUAUUUUAUAUAUUUUUUUGUGUGCAAUCGCCAUUUUGUGUUCCGACGAACAAGUGAACGAACGAACGUAGGGGAAGAAAGUUUCUGUCUUGACCGUGGCCAACCCUGCCCACAAGCUAGAUCCACCGAAGGUUACAUCUGCAUAGCACCAUUCGAACGGGAUAAAUACUUCCUAGAGGUGUCCAAGUUCCUAGACGUUGUGUUGGUUACGGAUCGUGUUAUUACUGCAUUGGAAAGCACAAAACGUCAUCUGCAGGGGCGCUCCCCGAAAUUAGAUGGCACAAGAAAUAUUUCUUCGUCAGUAGCGGCUAACUGUUUCCGGUCGGAAAUCAUCCGUGAAAGAUCGAAUUUGGACAGCCAAAGCAUACCGUCCCGGUGGAAGUAACAACCAGGAGGUGGCACCGUGAAAAUGUGCAUCUAUUGGUCGAGUUGUGAUCAAUACAGUACCCAUAUCAGGGGCGAGGGGAAGUGUUCGGCAGGCUUGAUGUUAGAACAAAAAUAGUAAUGUGGCACCUAGUGGUCUAAUCGGUUUACAAACAUAUGACAAUAAUAGCGAAUGCGGUUGAGUUCAUCAUAACCGAUCGGUCGAAUGCAGCGUUGGAAGCGAAGCUUCAACAACGCUGGUAGAUAGAGAUUGAGUGUAUCGCAUAUAAAGUGGAAGAAAAAUACACCAUCAAUCGUGCGGCAUCGAGAAAGAGAGCUGCAAAGCGCAAAUCCAUAUACAGAAGUAAUAAUCGAAACGUGACGCGUGUGUAGUUAUAGUUUGUGCGUGAGUGUGUUUUUUCUCCACGAGUUGGUUCCCCCUUCGGUACUACUGUUACAACCAGUAGUAUGCCUAUAAUGAGGCCUGGAAGUCUGAAGGAUCCUGAGAUAGCUGAGCUUUUCAACAAACAUGAUCCGGAGAAGAUAUUCGAAGAUCUGCGCGAGAUCGGUCAUGGAUCGUUCGGUGCGGUAUACUAUGCAAAAUGCAAUCUCACUCGAGAGAUCGUUGCGAUCAAGAAGAUGUCCUAUAUGGGCAAACAAAGCAUGGAAAAGUGGCAGGAUAUCUUGAAGGAGAUUCGUUUCUUGAGGCAGCUGAACCAUCCCAAUACGAUCGAGUACAAGGGUUGUUAUUUGCACGAGAACACCGCCUGGCUGGUGAUGGAAUACUGCGUCGGCUCGGCAUCCGAUAUUAUCGAGGUACACAAGCGACCACUGAAGGAGGAUGAAAUUUCGGCGAUUUGCGAUGGAGUACUGCGUGGGCUGAGCUAUCUUCACAGUCUGGGAAGGAUUCACCGUGACAUCAAAGCCGGCAACAUUCUGCUGACCGAGCAGGGUGUGGUCAAGCUGGCCGACUUUGGAAGUGCCGCCAUCAAAUGUCCUGCCAACAGUUUUGUCGGUACACCCUACUGGAUGGCACCGGAAGUAAUUCUGGCGAUGGACGAGGGACAGUACGACGGCAAGGUGGACGUUUGGUCGCUCGGAAUAACGUGUAUUGAACUGGCGGAACGGAAACCUCCCUAUUUCAACAUGAACGCAAUGUCGGCACUGUACCACAUUGCGCAAAAUGAGGCUCCUACAUUGCAGGCUCCUGACUGGGCCGAUGUGUUUCGAAGUUUUGUUGAUUUUUGUUUGAAGAAAUCACCGGCUGAACGCCCGAAUUCAAGUAAACUGUUAACCCAUUCGUUUGUGACUAGGAUACGAUCCCCGAACGUGCUAAUUGAUUUGAUAGCAAGAACAAAAGCUGCCGUGAGAGAAUUGGACAAUCUGAACUAUAGGAAAAUGAAAAAGAUUUUAAUGGUCGACUCUUGUGAAACGGAAAGUAAUGUCGGCGAUGCGGAAGACACACCGGAUGAGCAAAUUGGCGGCGACAGUAGCAAGAGUAACAGUAUCACCUCGGAACAUUCUCUCCAUUCGGUAGAUCAACAUGGUGGCAUCAUUCGGAAUGCUUCCAGACAUCGACUGCCGGGAUCCGGGCUACCACCGUUGCAUAAUAACAGUAUGAACAACUCCAGCGGUCGGGACGGUUUAAUGUCUACUGAUGGAAUUGGUCGAAUGGGUUUCGGAAUUGGCAGUGGUAGCGGCGGAGGUAUGGGCAGUAUCAGCGCAGGUGGUAGUGGUUCUGGUUCUGGUAGUAUCAGUGCCCAUACUGCUGGUUAUCAAAACUCGUCAUCUAGUCCCGUUGUACCUCAUCACCAUCCGCAUCAUAAUCACGUGUCCCAAGCCGCCGCCAACGCGGUUGCAGAGCACGGCGCCAAUAACUUUGCUACUAUUAGAACGACCAGUAUUGUAACCAAACAGCAGAAGGAACAUAUGCAGGAGGAAAUGCACGAACAGAUGUCUGGCUACAAGCGGAUGCGCCGUGAACAUCAAGCGGCCUUGGUGAAGCAGGAGGAGAAAUGUAAGGUGGAGAUGGAGCAGCAUAAGGCAGCUCUAGACAAAGAAUAUGAUCUACUACUACACAACUUUACCAGAGAACUAGAGAAAUUAUCGGCUAAACAUCAGCAGGAAAUUGAACGUAGGACGAAACAAAACAACGUUGCGGAGAAGAAACUGUACAAGGAAAUAUCGACACGACAAGAAGGGGACCGGAAGGCUUUCGAUUUGUAUAAAAAGAAGGAAUACAAAGCCAACAAGGAACGCUGGAAACGCGAACUGUCUAUGGACGAGUCCACUACCAAACGGCAACGCGAUGCUACUUUACAGACUCAAAAGGAUAACAUGAAGCAAGCGGAGGCUCAAGAGGAACAGCGGAUGUUGCGGGUACAAAAGAACUACAUCGAACUAGAGAUGCGCAAAUUCCGGAGGAAAAAAAUGAUGCUUUUGCAUGAGGUUGAAAACCAACUACUUAGAGAUGAAUUAAGCAAGAAACAGCAGCAACUGGAACAGGCGCAUGGUAUGCUAAUCAAACACCACGAAAAGACUCAGGAUCUGGAAUACCGACAACAAAAGAGUGUUCAUGCCCUCCGCGAGGAGCAAAUAUCAAAACAACACGAGAGCGAGCUACGUAACCAAAAGGAGUACAUGGAUCGGGCCGAGCGGGAGCUGCUGAGGAAGCAUGCGCUAGAACUCAAGCAGCAACCGAAAAGUCUGAAGCAAAAGGAGCUUCAAAUACGCAAGCAGUUCCGGGAAACGUGUAAAACUCAAACGCGUCAGUAUAAGGCACUGAAGGCUCAAAUCCUGCAGACAACGCCUAAGGACGAGCAAAAAGCUGUGAUAAAGCAACUAAAGGAAGAACAACAUCGUAAGUUAACGUUACUGGGUGAUCAGUAUGAACAAAGUAUUGCCGAUAUGCUGCAGAAGCAAAGCUUGCGACUGGAUGAAAGUCAAGAAGUCGAAUGCCAUCAGUUGAAAGAUCGAUUACAGUACGAACUGGACAUUCUAACUGCGUACCAGAGCAAAAAUCGCAUGCAAGCGCAAGCUCAGCGAGAUCGCGAACGCAAGGAACUUGAAGAUCGAGUGAGUGUGCGGCGAGCACUGCUGGAAAGUAAGAUGGAGACGGAACUGCAGCAGUUUAAUCAGGAGCGUGCGGAACGAAUACGACUACUCCGGGAGCGACAUGAGAAACAGCUGGAGACGUUCGACGAGGAGUCGGCACGUAUGGGCUUUAGUGCACUGGCGUUAGCUGAAGCGUCCAAAGAAACCUAUCCAGACGAAGAGGGCAGCCUGUCCGGAUCGAUGCUUAGCUUGGCUCAUAGUAACAGUUCUACUAGCUUUCCGGCAGGCUCACUAUAGCAUAAAACCAGGUGGACAAACACUUUAUCGAGUCAUAAUUCUAUGUAGGAAGAUUAUGUCGGCAGGAUACACGUUUGGACAGCUCAACGAUGAUUAGGAUGUUGUGCGCAAGAGCAUAGUUUUUUCCAACUCCCAGACACGGGAGUGGCAACAAUCUGAAUGGUGACAUCGGGAUUACAUUAUCUCACGCAUCUAUUUCUGCUUUGUACCCAUCUGCCAGUGAAGAAGAGAAAAAUAGAGUUUUUGUUCUGUAGGAUAUUUUUAUCGAUUGUUAUCCACAUUUUGCGGGUGUUAUUAGUAGUACCACUGGUUGUAUUUAGACGAAUUUUGACAAAAGCUUAACUCUGGAAGUGAACACAAUAUAAGAUAGGAUCUUUUCUUCGAAAUUCUAGUCAAA
Messenger RNA from Malaya genurostris, 4634 nucleotides. It is a transcript of the gene Tao, whose product is annotated as serine/threonine-protein kinase Tao. Gene Ontology annotation, molecular function: ATP binding; protein kinase activity. Lineage: Eukaryota; Metazoa; Arthropoda; Insecta; Diptera; Culicidae. Bases 1355 to 4237 code for a protein of 960 amino acids. Gene Ontology annotation, biological process: protein phosphorylation. The record is from RefSeq and is a predicted model, not a curated record. The transcript is spliced from 14 exons.